UUUGCCAACUUCACGCAGCUAUCGCUCACCAACAGAAACAUGGCGUCCUACUGUCGUUUGGGACGAUUAUUUAAUUUGUGUGCCUCAAAGUCAGCGUGGCUUACUCACUCAUCUGUGCUAAGAUGUCAGGGUGCAGGGCUGCACUGGACUCCAAAUGUCACAGGUGUCAAUAAGAGAUGGCCUCCAACCAUGAACAUUCCAGUUAGGAGCAUGUUUAUUCAAACCCAAGACACUCCAAACCCCAACAGCCUGAAGUUUUUACCGGGUCGCAUGGUGUUGGAGGUGGGAACAAUGGACUUUGCUGCACCCCGAGAUGCAUACUGCUCUCCCUUAGCCAGGCAGCUCUUCAGAAUUGAUGGUGUCAAGAGCGUCUUUUUGGGCCCUGACUUUAUCACCAUCACCAAGACAGACGUAGAUCUUGAGUGGAAGGUGAUGAAGCCUGAUGUCUUUGCUGCCAUCAUGGACUUUUUUACUUCAGGGCUGCCAGUCGUGAAUGAUGAUGCUCCACAGGCAGAUACAGCCCCCUCAGAAGAUGAUGAUGAGGUAGUGUCCAUGAUCAAAGAACUCCUGGACACCCGCAUCAGGCCCACAGUGCAGGAGGAUGGAGGUGACGUAGUGUACCGGGGCUUUGAGGACGGCGUGGUGAAGCUGAAGCUACAGGGCUCCUGCACCAGCUGCCCCAGCUCCAUCAUCACCCUGAAGACCGGCAUCCAGAACAUGCUGCAGUUCUACGUCCCUGAGGUGGAGAGUGUGGAGCAGGUGAAGGAUGAAGACGAGGCUGUGGAGCAGGGAGCGCAGGCCUGAGUUCAGGUGUAUGCAGUGUCAACAGACCCAUACAUUCCGCUUCAUCAUCUCCCUUACCACAUUUACAGCACAAAUUUGCAUUGAAGGCAGUGAAGUAUUACAGAGUGCUUUCAUGGGAGACCUGACCAGUAAUAAAGGCUAUCACGUCAUUGAAAUCCUCACAUAAGGUUCAAUCCCUGCACUCUACUGGUACCCAACAAGUUGCCUGUUCUCAGCCUGGCCUGGGAUAAGUGGAUAGUAGAUUACUUUCAUUUCAAUCAUUUGUACUUCCUGUUUUGCCAAUAUUGACAGCACAUGGUACGAGAAAUGAACCAUUGAAACAAUGUUUUUGAUUGAUUUGUUGGAAGAUAUCAUGUCCCUGGGAGAUAACAAAACAAUCUUUGCUCCUCUUAGUGAAAUACGCAUGCACAGUGUCAGUUGAAAUUUUGAUCUAAAAUGAUGACUAAAACACAUGUGCCCUGUACUUAUGUGUGCAAUAUUAUGUAAAUAAUAUUAAAUCUUUAAUUAUUUAUCUUGAACCCAGAAACUGAGAUGGGUUUGAAGCCUGAGAUGGGCUUGUGUGUAAAGUAUACAGAUUUAAAUGUGUGUGGUCUCUGGAAAUGCUUUUCAAACCAUGAAUUGAUCAAAGAGGAGAUGAAUGCACUGAAAACAAAACUAUAGCACUGCUUUCCCAUGUUCCUUCCUAGUUGUAUCUCUCCCCCUGCUUUCCUGUUUUCCUGAUUAUGUUACAACUACAGUCACCACAGAUGUACUGCUUCAGUGAACCCCCGUUAUGUUUUGGCUGCAAUGAACAUGUUAUCUGGUUAAUGUGUCUUUUAGAUGUGUGUGGUAUUGAAGGGUUGUUCUGGUCUUAUAUGAUCUUAUUAAGCAGUAUACAUAUGGAUAAAACAUUAACUAAUUGAGGUGAGAGUGAUAAUUUGAAGGCCCAGCUGACCCAAUCUUGCUUGUACAUGAUGCAAGAGGCAGAUUUGGGCUGUUGAAGUUCAUUUUAGAAAAAGCUAACACCAUGAUGUAUUCCGUGUGAGUGAAUUAAAGACCCCAGGCAUUUGGCUCUGGCUUCACUGCUUUGGAAUGAUCGUUUUGUGCCAUCAUUUCCAACACGGAAUUCCUAUACCUGUGUUUGUUGUACCUUCAACAUGCAAUAUCUGUGUGGUCUCAUAUAUGCAGAUGAUGCUUAAAAAACUUGAAUGACUGCUGUUGUAUAGAUAUUUUCAGGUUUGGAGUGCAAAUGUAUGAAUGCAUUUAUUUUAAAUGAUAUUUUACUGAUUUAUUACAGUUCUGUAAUAAAGAAAAACUGAAAAGGCUA
This is a messenger RNA of Conger conger (European conger), 2110 nucleotides long. RefSeq names its product NFU1 iron-sulfur cluster scaffold homolog (S. cerevisiae) (gene nfu1). The coding region runs from base 40 to 804 and encodes 254 amino acids. Gene Ontology annotation, molecular function: iron ion binding; iron-sulfur cluster binding. The record is from RefSeq and is a predicted model, not a curated record. Lineage: Eukaryota; Metazoa; Chordata; Actinopteri; Anguilliformes; Congridae. Gene Ontology annotation, biological process: iron-sulfur cluster assembly. The transcript has 8 exons. Gene Ontology annotation, cellular component: mitochondrion.